This is a messenger RNA of Ananas comosus (pineapple), 2655 nucleotides long. RefSeq names its product ankyrin repeat-containing protein At5g02620-like. Bases 673 to 2373 code for a protein of 566 amino acids. The record is from RefSeq and is a predicted model, not a curated record. Gene Ontology annotation, molecular function: protein phosphatase regulator activity; protein phosphatase 1 binding. Lineage: Eukaryota; Viridiplantae; Streptophyta; Magnoliopsida; Poales; Bromeliaceae. Gene Ontology annotation, cellular component: plasma membrane. The transcript has 5 exons.
AACAUCAAAUUCUUUUUAAUAUGCAAUGGUAGGCCCAAAUACAAUAAAAAGAAAAAAAAAAAAAAGUAUACUCAUAGAUAACAAGAUUAAAUUAGUAGUGGGGUAAGUGCAGCUUAACUGCUCUUGAGCUUUGGGAACUUAAGUACAAAAAAAAAUAAAAAUAAAAAAAAAUAAAAAAUGAAGUGUCUCUCAAGAUUCUCAGUGAUUGUCUCCAUCUCUCUUUUAAUGGUUUGAUGAUGGGUUGAGAGUAGAAGAAAGGUGGAGUUUUGUGCUCUGGGUCUGUGGGUUCAGGACACACAAACAAAAGGUAGUGCUUCUGGGAUGAAAAGGAGUUGUUUUUUCUGUGGGUUUGUGUAAUAAAUGCUUUGGGUUUUUAGCUUCAAUGGGAAAAAAAGAAAGAGCAUGUUAUAUGAUUGACCCUGAUGUUAUAUGAUUUAAGGGGUUUUAGCAUCAUCAUCCAGCUUCCACCAAAAGCACUUUUCCCCCCACUUCUUGGAUUUUGUUGUGGCAGCUGCUCCUGCUGCUGCUUCUGAGAUUCUCACCCAGAAAACCAAAACAAAAAGCUGCUUGUUUUGUGGAAAAAACAAGAUCUCAAAUUUAUCACUGAAGUGGUAGAUUGUGGUCUAGAUUUGUCAGCAAAAGGAGUUUCAAGCUAGUAGAGAAGGGGUGGAGAUGGAAAGACAGUCUAGCCUCCGUCUCGGAGCCCUGGAAAGACUGCACAGCUUCAUGGAGAAGCAGAAGAGCUUCCGGCUGGGCUCGAUGGAGAAGCAACAGAGCUUCAAAGAAAGGAAGAGUAAAGACAGCCCUGGCAAGAAAGGGGACACCUCACUGCAUUUGGCUGCCCGGGCCGGAAAUUUGCCUCAUGUCCAGAAGAUUUUGUCCGAGUGCGAUGAGACCCAAUUGAGAGAUUUGGUUUCCAAGCAGAACCAGGAUGGUGAGACAGCUUUGUAUGUUUCGGCCGAGAAGGGGUACGUCGACGUCGUUCGCGAGAUACUGAGGCUCUCGGAUGUUCAGUCGGCUGCUGUUAAGGCUAAUAACAGCUUCGAUGCGUUCCAUAUUGCGGCUAAGCAGGGCCAUCUUGAGGUUGUAAAGGAGCUCUUGCAUUAUUUUCCCGCACUAGCUAUGACUACGAAUUCACUAAACUCUACUGCUUUCGACACUGCUGCUACGCAAGGCCACACAGAUAUUGUCAAUCUCUUGCUAGAAACUGACGCGAGCCUUGCGAGGAUUGCGAGAAAUAAUGGAAAAACUGCUCUUCACUCGGCCGCGAGAAUGGGCCAUGUAGAGGUGGUUAGAUCCAUAUUAAAUAAAGAUCCUGGAAUCGGUUUAAGGACGGAUAAAAAAGGGCAAACGGCGUUGCAUAUGGCCGUGAAAGGCCAAAAUGUCGAUGUCGUGCUCGAACUGGUGAAACCCGAUGUUUCGGUCAUUCAUUUGGAAGACAAUAAGGGGAACAAGCCGUUGCAUAUUGCUACACGGAAGGGCAAUCUCAAGAUGUUACGGGCAUUACUAUCAGUUGAGGGCAUCGACGUCAAUGCAGUUAAUAAAGCCGGCGAUACCGCUCUUGCCAUCGCCGAGAAAUGCUGCAACGAAGAGAUUGCUGCUGUUCUAAGUGAGGUUGGUGCGGUGACUGUGAAAGGAGCUGUAAACACCCCAAAGAGUCCCGUGAAGCAAUUAAAGCAGACGGUGAGUGACAUAAAGCACGACGUUCAAUCCCAGCUCCGGCAGAACCGCCAGACGGAGAUGAAGGUCAAGAAGAUAAAGAGGCGGUUGCACAAGCUCCACAUCGGUGGUUUAAACAACGCGAUCAACUCCAACACCGUCGUUGCUGUGCUCAUCGCCACCGUCGCCUUUGCCGCCAUCUUUGUCGUACCCGGCCAGUUCGCACAGAAACCCUCUGUCGGCAGCCCGCCUCUUCCCCCUGACGUCAUCCCCGGGCAAGCUUACAUUGCAGGCAACGCUUUCUUCAUCAUCUUCUUGAUUUUCGACUCCCUGGCCCUCUUCAUCUCCCUCGCCGUCGUCAUCGUCCAAACAUCGUUAAUCGUGGUCGAGCAGAAGGCGAAGAAGAGGAUGGUCUUUGUGAUCAACAAGCUCAUGUGGCUCGCAUGCCUUUUCAUAUCGGCCGCCUUCAUCUCUUUAACUUACGUCGUCGUGGACGACCGGUGGCUCGCCUGGUCCACGAUGGCGAUCGGGACUCUGAUCAUGCUCGCGACGAUCGGGGCGAUGUGCUAUUGCAUUGUCGCUCAUAGGAUGGAGGAGAAGAACAUGAGGAGGAUACGGAGGGCGUCAGCGAGCCAGUCACGCUCGUGGUCUUUGUCGGUAGGAUCGGACUCGGAGCUUCUGAACAAUGAGUAUAAGAAGAUGUAUGCACUUUAAGGUUGGCAUCAAACUUUUCAGAGAUCUGUAUAUAUUGUCUGAACUUUUAAGUUUGGUACCCUGACACAAAAUUAGCAUAGUAGUGUGAAGAUGUCCUUACACAUGCAUAUAUUUGAAGGUUCCUGCUUAUACUUUAUCGGAGUCGGCGGAGUAUUUAGCUGAGGAUUUUGUAGGUGUUAUGAAAGGAUCAUUAUUUAGUAUUUAAGCAGUCAAUAGAGCUUGCUUUCUAUGCUUCGCAAAAACCAUAUGGUUAAAGAUUAGAAUAAAUGCAUCAUUUUCUAC